AUGGUGUACAAAGAAAAUUGUGAAUGUCGCAUAUUGUCUUACUGUCGAGGAACGUCUAGAGCACAAUGGGAGGAUGUAACUGGAUCUACACCAUUAACGUUUAUCAACGAUUGUGUAUCUUUUACAACGACAGUAUCCGCUCGAUUUUGGUUAAUGGAUUGUAGGAAUGUUGCCGAUGCAUCGAAAAUGGCAACAGAACUCUAUAAGGAAGUGAUUCAUGUUCCAUUUAUAGCAAAAUUUGCUGUAUUUGCUAAACGAACGGAUUUAAAUGAAGCUCGAAUAAGAUUGUUUUGCAUGACUGACGACAGGGAGGAUAAAUUUCUGGAAAACAAAGAGCAAUUCACCGAGGUUUCAAACAGUAGAGAUGUAGAAGUUCUUGAAGGCAAACCAGUGUAUAUAGAAUUUGCUGGUAAUUUAGUUCCUGUAACCAAAUCCGGAGAACAAUUAAAACUGGUAGUAAGGGCAUUUAAGGAAAAUAGGUUACCAUUUACAAUGCGUGUGAAAGAUCCUACUGCAGAACCUCGAUCGUGGACCAUAAUUAUGAAAGAACCUAAGGUUUCUAAAAAUGAAAUUUCUCAAACACCAGUCUGUGUAUUGCAAUUCGCGUUACCAGAAAAUAUUGUACCUGAUAAUGAAGUUAGUGAUAGUGAAAAGUAUAACUAUACUCACAGCUAUCACUCUACUCUAGAACCUAAUAAAAGGAUUGAGUUACGCUUGACUGAUUUAAGUAAUUUUGUAUCAGAUGAUUGGACAAAUUUAGCUCAUGAAUUAGGUUUUCAGUCUAAUGAAAUAGCUCAAAUAAAAAAAGAAUAUCCAGAGAGCAGUAGUCAACAAUGCAUGAGUAUGCUAAACCUAUGGAUGAAUGAAAUUUCAGCCAAAGAUUCGGUUCCAGCAUUAGAAAAAGCAUUAAACAACAUAGGCCGGGUAGAUGUGAUAGAAAAGUGUAACAUGGUUGGAAUUGAAAAUCAGUCAAAAAAACCUAUUUAUGCAAAUCCUGAAAAAUUAAAAAAGGAUAAAUACGCAGCGGAAGAAAAAGUCGUUAUAGAGGAUGAAAUUAAUAAAACAGUUAACGAAAGACGAAUGGAAAUUGAACAAAGAUUAAAUGGAGAACCAGUUGUAAUUGAAAAGAAAUUAGAUCCACGAACAAAAAUUGAAACAUUUACCACGAAAGCAAUAGAGAAGCCUAUUGAACCUAUAGAACCUACUGAAGUAUCAUUUGAACACAAGCGAAUGUCGUUCGAAAGAGGAGUAUCUAUUGAAUCAGUUCUACUUGAAGAUAUCCCAUUAAAAGAUAAACCACAACAACUAGGAGAAGAUAAAAAAAUGAAAUCUAUAGAAGAAAAGUUAUCAGAUUCUGAUGUCGAUGGAACUAGUUUAUCGUUUCACGAGAAAAGACUUUCAUUUGAGCAAGGAAUACCAGUUAGAGAAAUAAUACAGAAAAAAACGGAAGAAACAGUUCAAGAACAAAUUACAGAGAAUGUGAAAGAUUCAGAACCAUUAAGUGAAAUUGAAAAAUCCUUUACAAAGAGCGAAACAACCUCAUCAAUUUAUGAUGAAACAACAGUGCCUGAUUUAAAACCUGAAAUUGUGCUCAAUGCCAAUAUUAAUCAAGAAAAAUCACUACAAGCUGAGCGUGAUUUAAUGAUAUCAGUAAAAGUUGCCCAAAAUUUGGAGAAUUUGGAUACAAAUAGUCCAAAAGUAGAAAAUAAAGAUGAUCUCCUGUUGUCUAAAUCGUUCAAAACUCUACUACCAAGUCAAGCGGAUUUUAAUAACGCUCAAAAGAAUGAAUUUGAAAAAUCAACUUCUCCCUUAAAUAAUAUUGAAACUGAAGUUUUUUGGCGACAGGAAAAUGAUGAUUUAUUGGAUACACACGGAUUUGGUGAGCAUUUUGUUGGUAUUGAAACACCAAAUUUGGCUAAAACAAAAACCAAAUCUUUGGCGGAUAUUGAUGAGAUAGUUGAGGAUGAUAGGAUGGUUGUAGUACACUCAUUUUCGAACCGAUUUAAAGUUGUUCCUAGUGAGGCACAUAUAGCAAAAAACGAAAUUCUUUCAUUUAAUAGUCCAAUAACAGAUAAAAGACUAUCUCAUAAAGAUAUAAGUAAAAGUCUUACACAAACCUAUAGUGAUACUUUAUCAAGCCCAGGACUCAAAUCUAAACCUAAAACAAAGUGUGAUAAAGAGUUAGAUAUUAGUUAUACUGGGAUAAGCUCGAUUUAUUCACAUAACAUUGGUUUAUUAAAUAACGAAGUCACAGAAGUUAAAAAAUCAAUUAAUAUUAUUGAAACAACUGCUAAUCCAAUGAAUUCAUUAAUAUCAAAUGACUCAAUAAUAAAUUUGAAAGAAACAAGUAAUAAUAAAAAACUAUUUGUACAAGAAAAAUACCAAGAAAAUACACAGGAUUUAUUGAGAACUAAAUUACCGUUUGAUUCGAAAGCAGUAAAUUCAAAACAAGUUAACAGCAAUGAAAACUGUGUAAGCCACUUAAAAAGUUCCUUAUUAAAUAUUAUUAAUAUUGAAACAAAAGUAUUAGAUAAUAUAGAAAAAAAGAUCUGUAAUGACAAUAAUAAAAGAAAAAUUAUUGACGAAAUACCUGUAAAAGAAGAAAUUAUUAUACCAAAAAAAAUUAAAUACUCAGAUCAAAAAGAUAAUGUUAUACAAGAUACACAACAUAUUAUUCCUUUAAAAAUGAAAAGUAUAGAAAAUUUAAAAGAAAACAAAGAUAAGGAGACUUUAAAAAUAGAAACAAUGAAAAACAUAGGUGAAACCCAAAAAUUCACAAUCACAUCACAAGGUGUAAUAAAUAAAAUAUAUAAAAAAACUGAAUAUUACGAAGAAGAUGAGGAUUCCGAGUCUGAAACACUUUUCGAUAAAAAUGAUGCAUGUAACAAAAAACGCGAUGACAAUAUAAAUGACAUCAAUAAAAUCGAAACUUCUUCAACCGAUAUUGAAGAUGACACCAAAUCGCAUUCAAUCGAUAAUGUUGAUGAUAAAAAUUCAAUUGAAAACACUGAUAUUCCAAAAGUAGAUUCCUCUAACAUUCCACCCUUAAAUAAAAUCGAAAAUUCUUCAACCGAUAUUGAAGAUGACACCAAAAAAUCGCGUUCAAUUGAUAAUGUUGAUGAUAAAAAUUCAAUUGAAAAAACUGAUAUUCCAAAAAUAACAUUGACAAUUCCAAUAUUAAAUCCUGUAAUGAACUAUCGUUAA
Messenger RNA from Daktulosphaira vitifoliae (grape phylloxera), 3204 nucleotides. RefSeq lists its product as uncharacterized. Lineage: Eukaryota; Metazoa; Arthropoda; Insecta; Hemiptera; Phylloxeridae. Bases 1 to 3204 code for a protein of 1067 amino acids. The transcript is spliced from 15 exons. Gene Ontology annotation, molecular function: protein binding. Gene Ontology annotation, biological process: signal transduction. The record is from RefSeq and is a predicted model, not a curated record.